This is a messenger RNA of Hyaena hyaena (striped hyena), 1664 nucleotides long. RefSeq names its product cilia and flagella associated protein 77 (gene CFAP77). The transcript has 6 exons. Bases 30 to 881 code for a protein of 283 amino acids. The record is from RefSeq and is a predicted model, not a curated record. NCBI's taxonomy places the organism in Eukaryota, Metazoa, Chordata, Mammalia, Carnivora, Hyaenidae.
CAGGCGGGUCGGCGCCCCGCGACCUCAGGAUGCCAGAGGCCCAGAGCGCCCGCCAGGACCCCGCGCGACGGAAGAAGAAGCCGCCGGUGCGCCGCACGGUCAGCCAGAUCUGCCCGCCCCCGCGGCGGCCCCUGACCGUGGCCGACAUCCGGCCGGGCAUGGAGAACGCGAGGCUGGGGGUCGUGCGGGACUCCAUGUUUCAGAACCCGCUCAUCGUCAAGGCGGAACUUGGGAAGCCCCGGGAAAGAAGUUGCAGUCUGCCUGGGAUUGAUUUCAAUUACGGACUCUACAUCCGGGGGCUGGAUGGAGGGGUCCCUGAAGCCAUCGGACACUGGAACGUGUUUAAGCAGCAGCCCACGUGCCCCCACGAGCUGACCCGGGACUACAUCGCCAUGAACCGUGGGGCAGUGAAAGCCGGCCUGGUAACCGCCCGGGAGAACCUCCUCUACCGCCAGCUCAACGACAUUCGCAUCAGUGACCAGGAUGACCGACGCAUCAAGAAGGAGGUGCCCUCUCUCCCUCCAAACAUGACGUUUGGGGUCAUGUCACGGCCUUCUACCCCUUUCUUUGACCUGCUGCAGCACCGGUAUCAGCAGCUUUGGGUGCAGGAACAGAAGGCCACCCAGAAAGCCAUUAAACUGGAGAAAAAGCACAAGGUGAUCCUGGGGAAGCUGUAUGAGACCCACAGCAGUCAGCUGAGGAAGUACAAGCCGCCCAUGAAGCUGGACGCCCUCUGGCAUAUGCCUCACUUCCAGAAGGUGUGCUCCCAUCUUGACACCUUCCCCACCGAGGCUGAUCGCCAGAGAGCAAUCAGAGCCCACCAUGAAGAGCGUGCGGUGCGCCAGGGGACCCUGCGGAUGGGCAACUACACGCACCCGUAGCUCCUUCUUGACACAGUAGAAAACUCCCAGAGGACUCGCCUUUCUUGCCCCAGCUCCCAUUCACCCGCCCCCCCCCCCCACAUUUUUACAUGGGUUCUGCUUUGGCAAGGUCCUCGGAUUUGGGUCUUAGAUUGAUUCUUUUUGAUAAGCCAGUACUUUUCAGGUUAGCCACUACUCACCGACCCUGGCCCCAGCAACCCUCUACUAGGGAUUCCCCGUCGCCCAGGAGCCCACUCACCUGCGGUUCUCAAGCCCUCACCUGAUUACAUGAACCCAAAUCACAAGGGCAGGUGUUAGACUCCAAGCUAAGGGUCGAUUCCUAGGCUCCGCCCACUGAGCGUUAAGAACAACCUGUGUAUUUCCUGCAGAAAGCAUGACAGUAACAUACUUUAAAAGCCCCUCGUUUUAUAUUCCGAACAUGAGGGUAACUGUUCUUUGGGGGAUGCCUGAUGUCUCCCCAUGCCAGCAGUAUCUCUCUGGGGCCCAUGAAUGGGAAGACUCCAUGCUCCUGACUCAGGGCCUCCCCCCACCUCCUCCACGCCAGCACCUGUCAAUCACUCAGGCCAACAUGGACUUCUCCGCCAAGGCUGACCUUGGAAGGGCAACCCCAGCCCAAAGGAGACCGUCUUCCGGGCGAGUAGCUGGGCCAGCGAUGUACCAGCCAAGGAAUCUUUUAGCCAAACUCCUGGGCGCUUCUUACCUCAGUCUUUCCGCACGCCCUUGCCUUCUCCCCGCAAAUCAUAUAUCGGUCUAUUUUCAAUUAAAAAUGCUAUUUGUCCUCUU